Molecule: messenger RNA, 1246 nt
Organism: Pelodiscus sinensis (Chinese soft-shelled turtle)
Lineage: Eukaryota; Metazoa; Chordata; Testudines; Trionychidae
Source: RefSeq, a predicted model, not a curated record
UUCAAAAUCUUCUUCCAGAUUGAAAAACAACAAAACCAGAUCCCUUCCAAACAUCCGUGGUGCCUUCGGGAGCUUGCAGCCAGCCCAGUGCCUCUGCUGCUGCUCAGCGUGAUGCUGAGCUGUGCUACCAAGAGAACACACCAGGGUUCUCUCUGCUGAUCAUUAGGACCUGGACUGCAGCAGAACCCAGCUGCUGACGUGAAAAUCACUCUGUUGCUGUUGGGUACAUCUUAGAGCAGCAGUGGGAGCAGAUGCUAGAGCCGAGUGGGUGGGGAACAAAUAAGUUCCAUUGGACGAGGCAUCUGUGUGUUGCUGGGUAUUUCUUUGGAAGAUACUCACAAAGAGGUAGAACACAUGGUUCGCAAGAUUUUAAACUUGCGCGUGUUCGAAGACGAAAGUGGGAAACACUGGUCUAAAAGCGUGAUGGAUAAACAGUACGAGGUGCUUUGUGUCAGCCAGUUUACUCUGCAGUGCAUCCUGAAAGGAAACAAACCGGACUAUCAUAUGGCUAUGCCUGCCGAGCAAGCAGAGUCUUUCUACAACAGCUUCCUAGACCAGCUGAAAAAAGCCUACAAACCGGAGCUUAUUAAAGAUGGCAAGUUUGGUGCCUACAUGCAGGUACAUAUCCAGAAUGAUGGUCCUGUAACUAUAGAAUUGGAGUCUCCAGCUGCUACUGUGGACCCGAAGCAGCUGACAAAGCUUGAAAAACAGCAGCAAAGGAAAGAGAAGACUAGAGCCAAGGUACCCUCCGAAUCGAGCAGAGAAAGGAAUGCCCCUCGGAACAAGGAUGACCCCAGUGCAAGCAGUGGAGCAGAGGGAGAUGUGUCUUCUGAAAGGGAGCCUUGAUCUUCCAAAGCAGGUCUCAGUUUGUCAUACCAAGACUCUAUUGGAUCCUUAAGAAUUCACAGUUUACAUUCUCCUCAGAGUCACUCUUAAAGGACUUUGGAAAAGAAAGAAAAGCAGGAAAAUAAGAAAUUGUGACUCUACAUCAUUCUGCACUGAAAACAACCAAAGGGACGUUACCCGUUUCAGUUACAAUGUGGUAGUAGUAGUGAAAAUUAGUCCCAACAUUUUUCUGUGUAUCCCUGUUUGUUUUCACAUGGUUCCUGAAGGAAGGGUGAUGAGUUUUACACAAAUUAUAACAGAACAUAUGGUGACAGAGCACACGAUCAAUUUCCAAAAAUAAAUCAGGGUUUUUUCCCCCCUCAAAUUAUGAUUUUCAUUCUUGAAGCUGUCUGAAAGCAAG